UACCACUUACAACCGGAGCUACGUAUUUGCAUUGCAAUUGAAAUUUUCCAUUUUCGGCCAUUUUGGAGAACUUUGAAGCCCCCAGCUCUGCCAAAAAAAAUCGAAAAAAUAUUCGGUUUGCGUCAUUCGUCAUCGUUUAUUGACUUCUACACAUGAUCUGAUUUUUUUUUUUAAAUCGAAGACCUAUCGUGCAAACAAUCCGCCUCCUGCGAUAGAACCUUAUCAAUUUUUUUCGAUGCCAUAAUUUUUUAUCAAACGUAUUGAGCGUGUCUAAACUUCCGAGUUGAGUAAGAAUUUCAUAUGUACUGUUGGUAUUUUUAAGUUUUGUUCAAUUUGUUGCGCUUGGAUUAAGAUAACAAUUUUGAAUAGAUUUUAAAUGAAGAAUCAGAAUAUUCUUCACGUGUUUAUUCUGGCACCUUUUUUGUUUAGCUCGAUUGAAACUGAUUGCAAAGAAGAACGGAGAAGGUGUGUUGCUUCACAAACAAAUUCCACUAUUGAUUCAACAACGACGGAGACAGUAGUCCGGCAGCCUGCACUUGUUGACAAAACAAACCUGAUGGAAGAUAUACAAUUUCACUCUGAAGCAAUAACGACAUGUCUAAACCACUAUCCCUUACAAUCACUCAAUACUUUCCAUGUUCCAGCAUUUGCAGCCCAUUACAUCCGACUCAAUAGUCUAAAAGAUAUAGAAGAUUUUUGUACAACAGUAAAUGUAAGCCAAACAAAUUUAUAUAUCCUUGGUGGCGGUAGCAAUACACUAUUUGUCAGCAACUUCUCUGGUUACCUACUUCAUGUUCAACUACUCGGUAUAGAGGUAAUACGCGAAACUUCCCAUAAAGUACUAGUCAAGGCAGCUGCAGGUGUCCUCUGGCAUGACUUGGUCUUAUUUUGCAUAGAAAAGGGAUAUGGGGGUAUAGAAAACCUAUCACUAAUACCAGGAACAGUAGGAGCAGCGCCUGUACAAAAUAUAGGCGCAUAUGGUGUAGAACUUAAUCAGGUACUGGAUACAAUCGAGGCCAUCGAAUUAUCAACCGGGCAAAAGGUGAUCUUUACAUCUUCCGAAUGUGGCUUCGGUUACAGAACGAGCUUUUUCAAGACAAAAUGGCGACAUCGGUAUUUAAUUACAAGUAUCACGCUAGCGUUACAUAAAGAAAAAAAAUUUUCAAUAGAAUACGAAGCCAUCCAAACCAUGAUAGCUAAAAUGGAAAUUAAUCAGUUGUCAUUUAAAGCGAUAAGUGACGCGAUUAUCGCUAUUCGAAAACAAAAACUGCCAGAUCCUGAUAUUUUGGGCAAUGCUGGUAGUUUUUUUCAGAAUCCUUUCAUAUCUGUAGGACAUUACCGAUGGCUUAAGCAGCAAUAUCCUUCAGUCGUUGCUUUCAGAACACCAGACGAGUAUUCAGAACAGGUAAAAAUUUCAGCAGCUUGGCUUAUAGAAGCAGCAGGUCUUAAAGGAUUACGUAAAGGUAAUGCAGGUGUCUAUACUUUACACGCGCUUAUUUUAGUAAAUUGUGGAGGGGCUAGUGGCAAAGAUAUUAUAAAUCUAGCUACCGAAAUUAUACAAAAAGUAAAAACACAGUUCAAUAUUACCCUAAUACCAGAAGUGAACAUAGUAGGAGAAGGAGAUGCAAUUAAAUAAUACUUGUGAAAAACUUACAAAAAAAUAUGAAAUUCACCAACGACUUUCGUUGUUACUCAUUGAAAAGAAAAUACUCUCUAUCCAAAUUAACUUCAUCAAAGAUUAAAUCGCAGGAAAUGAAACAAAAUUGCACGAAGUGAAAUAAAAACAAAACGUUUCCUCAAAAUUAACACGAAGCAUAUCAAAACACAUUGCGAAUUCCAUCGAAAUCAAUUUAAAAUGGCGUAGGCUCGAAAUCCAUCUUCCUUAAAUUAAGAAAUACACC
Messenger RNA from Planococcus citri (citrus mealybug), 1901 nucleotides. Its product is annotated as UDP-N-acetylenolpyruvoylglucosamine reductase-like. The record is from RefSeq and is a predicted model, not a curated record. Bases 377 to 1636 code for a protein of 419 amino acids. Gene Ontology annotation, molecular function: UDP-N-acetylmuramate dehydrogenase activity; FAD binding. Gene Ontology annotation, biological process: cell wall organization. Lineage: Eukaryota; Metazoa; Arthropoda; Insecta; Hemiptera; Pseudococcidae. Gene Ontology annotation, cellular component: cytosol. The transcript has 2 exons.